GGUAAAGUUUCAGCCAUCCCUCUGGCCUUGGGAUUCAGUGAGGAACAACCUAAGAAGCGCCUUGACUGAGAUGUGUGUGUUGUAUGAUGUGCUUAGUAUUGUCAAGGAUAAAAAGUUCAUGACUCUGGACCCAGUUGUGCAGGAUCCCCUUCCUCCAAAACAGAAUCCUCAGUUUCUACAGCUGAUUUCAAAAAAGAAGUCAUUAGCUGGAGCAGCUCAAAUCCUGUUGAAAGGUGCAGAAAGAUUAUCCAAAUCGGUUGCAGAAAACCAGGAAAAUAAGCGACAAAGAGACUUCAACUCUGAACUGCUAAGACUGAGACAGCAUUGGAAGCUGAGAAAAGUGGGAGACAAAAUUCUUGGUGAUCUGAGCUACAGAAGUGCAGGCUCCCUUUUUCUUCAUCACGGUACAUUUGAGGUGAUAAAGAACACUGACAUUGACUUGGAUAAAAAGAUACCUGAGGAUUACUGUCCUUUGGAUGUUCAAAUUCCAAGUGAUUUAGAAGGAUCAGCCUAUAUAAAGGUUUCUAUUCAGAAACAAGCUCCAGACAUUGGUGACCUUGGGACAGUCAAUCUUUUUAAAAGACCCAUGCCAAAAUCAAAACCAGGUUCUCCACACUGGCAGACAAAGUUGGAGACUGCACAGAAUGUUCUUUUAUGUAAAGAAAUUUUUGCCCAGCUGUCACGAGAAGCUGUUCAAAUUAAAUCACAAAUUCCUCACAUUGUUGUGAAAAAUCAGAUAAUCUCCCAGCCUUUCCCAGGUUUGCAAUUGUCUAUUUCUCUGUGUCACUCUUCCAAUGACAAAAAAUCACAGAAGUCCGCUUCUGAAAAACAGAAUCCAGAGGAUCAUCUCUAUGUUCUGGAACAUAACUUGCAUCAACUUAUCAGAGAGUGUCACAAGCAAACCCUGAGCUCGACAGUGAUGCCCCAUCCAGCUAGUGCACCUUUUGGCCAUAAGAGAAUGAGACUUGCAGGACCCCAGGCCUUUGAUAAAAAUGAUAUCAGUUCUUUACAGUCGAAUGAAGGACUUCUGGAAAAGAUAAUAAAGCAGGCAAAACAUAUCUUUUUGAGACGCAGAACUGCUCGAACUAUUGACAGUCUGGCUAGUCGUAUUGAGGAUCCUCAGAUUCAGGCCCACUGGUCUAAUAUAAAUGAUGUUUAUGAAUCCAGUGUGAAAGUUCUAAUAACUUCUCAAGGAUACGAACAGAUAUGCAAAUCCAUUCAACUACAGCUGAACAUCGGAGUUGAACAGAUCAGAGUUGUGCACAGAGAUGGAAGAGUUAUUACGUUGUCCCAUCAAGAGCAAGAACUGCAGGAUUUCCUUUUAUCUCAGAUGUCACAGCACCAAGUACACGCAGUUCAGCAGCUUGCGAAAGUUAUGGGAUGGCAUGUGCUGAGUUUCAGUAAUCAUGUUGGUCUGGGGCCGGUGGAGAGUAUUGGCAAUGCAUCAGCAAUAACUGUAGCAUCACCAAAUGGAGACUAUGCCAUUUCAGUACGUAAUGGUCCGGAAAGUGGCAGCAAAGUUAUGGUUCAGUUUCCACGGAGUCAGUGCAAGGAUCUUCCCAAAGGUGAUGUACUGCAAGACAACAAGUGGAAUCAUCUUCGAGGGCCGUUCAAGGAAGUGCAGUGGAAUAAAAUGGAAGGGCGUAACUUUGUGUAUAAAAUGGAACUCCUCAUGGCUGCCCUAACUCCAUGCUAACAAUCCGUGAGCCUCUCCAAGGGCGGCCUUUGAUUCAUCACUGUGCUGCGAACGAUCACUGCCUGUGCAGUAAAGGGAAAUGGAACCUAUGGGGCAAUACAAAAAAGCAAACCCAAAUUUAUUUCCUGUACAGACAUGUCCAUUGUAGUGUUUGUAAUAAAACUUUUUUCAAUGAUGUAUAAAAUACAACUUUUUGAAAAAGUUCCUUUCAGCUGUAUCUUUGCAGAUUGCUCUAUCUGGAGUAAUAUAGCUGAGUAAUUAAUGUAUUUUUCUUUUAUAAAACUGAAUUCAGUAGUCCUUUGCUACAUGAAAGGUGCCUGCUCAGAGUCAUUCCCUUUCCCCUUGUGCCUCUGUUUCUCAUCAAUAGAUCUUUGCAAGUAUAGAAAGAUGAAAAUUACUAGAAUUGACUUGUGCUAUCGAUAAGCCUUUUAGUGGCUUAUACCACAGGGAAUGGCUAUCCUUG
Messenger RNA from Pelecanus crispus (Dalmatian pelican), 2159 nucleotides. Lineage: Eukaryota; Metazoa; Chordata; Aves; Pelecaniformes; Pelecanidae. The record is from RefSeq and is a predicted model, not a curated record.